CUCCCAGGACUAAGAAGAUGAAGAGACAUUCAUUUCCGGGUCACUAUAUGAAUGAGUUCAACUUUUACGUGUAGCUUGCUAACUUAUAUUAACUCGAACUGAUUGGAGUUAACUUACAGAAAACUGCUGCUUUUUUAAAAGACAGUUUAAAUGGAUUAUACCGCUUCUCAAAGUGGGUUCAGACAGCGUAAGUUACAGCCCAGUACGCGUCUGAGGAACAGCUCUGCAGAUGUUUCAGAUGGCAGCCAGCUGUUUGAAGAUAUGAGUGGAUCUGGCCCUGGAGCCUACAGCAGGAACCAGCCAGCUGGACCUCAGGCAGCAUGGUAUGCUGGUCAGUCCUUCCUGUCAGACCCCAUGUCCAGUCUGGCUAUGACGUAUGGGAGCUCACUGGCGUCUCAGGGGAAGGACAUGGUGGACAAGAAUUUGGACCGAUUCAUCCCAAUCUCGAAACUGAAAUACUACUUUGCUGUUGACACGGUUUAUGUCGGGAAGAAACUUGGACUUUUAGUUUUUCCUUACAUGCACAAAAAUUGGGAAGUGAGUUACCAGCAGGACACACCUGUUGCUCCACGUUUUGAUGUAAACGCCCCAGAUCUUUACAUCCCAGCCAUGGGCUUCAUCACCUACGUCCUGGUGGCUGGACUGGCCCUUGGCACACAGAACAGGUUUUCUCCGGAGCUGCUGGGAGUUCAGGCCAGCUCAGCGUUGGUGUGGUUGAUCAUGGAAGUCCUGCUGGUCCUGCUGUCACUUUACCUCAUCACCGUCAACACAGACCUCACCACCAUUGACCUGUUGGCCUUUUCUGGCUACAAAUAUGUCGGAAUGAUCGUAGGUGUCGUAGCAGGUCUUUUGUUCGGAAGGCUGGCGUAUUUUCUCUCUCUGCUGUGGUGCUGUGCAGCCAUCUUUGUCUUCAUGAUCCGCACCCUACGUCUGAAGCUUUUGUCUGAGGCAGCAGCUGAAGGGAAGCUGGUGAGAGGAGCCAGGAACCAGCUGAGGAUGUACCUGACCAUGUCCAUAGCAGCAGCACAGCCCGUCUUCAUGUACUGGCUCACCUACCACCUCAUCAGAUAAAAGCUGCAGUGCAUGUUUGCUCAUGUAGGACAUGAACUGGACUGUUGUCCGUUUAAAAGCUAAAUAACCACUCAACACACCAUGACUGAAUCACAAUACUCACGGAGCAGAAGAACAGAGACGUGGCUGCCUUUUCUCACUCAGCACAGCCAUGUUGUUAGUAAUACUCUUUUAUAUUUAAUGUCUUUGAAAUUUGAAUCACAUUUGUUUUGUUAUUUUUUUCCUAAACUGUGAUUAAAUGUAAUUUUUUUUUAAUAAAGUAUUUAUGUAUGUCUGUGGAUAGUUAAAACUAUCACUGCAGGCUGUUUUCUGUCCGACUGUCACAGGAGAUGUUUUAAAGCCAGGACGAAAGCACAGUGGAGCAGGAGAAAUACCUGGUUGUGUGUGGAAACUACUCCUGUAAAGGUUUUUGUCCCUUUUCUGUGGGAGCGGCUGUAAAACCAUUUUUAAAUGUUUACUGUUUUUGUUACGUCUGUGCUUUUCAGCCUGAAUUGUAUGGAACAUUAGCGACAUUAGCUUAGCUGUAGACCUCUCACAGAUUACACAUACUGAAUGAAUGCCUCCUUAAAUUUCAUUGUUUGCUAUUGGAAAUUAAGACAGGGCUGGUUUUCAGAAAAUGUUUUGAAAUUGUUCACUUGUGAUCAUCUGUUAUUCCUCAUCCAAACCCAGGACAGAAUACAUGUUUAUUUCAGUUGGUAACAAAACUCUUUGCUCUGGUAAUCGGGAUCCCCUGAAGCAUUUUAAAUAGGAAACAUGUAGCAGCUUAGAAAACUAGGAUUAUGACUUUUCAUUUAGUUUUUCUUAAAUGUUUUUUUUUUUGUCAGAUGCUGGCAGAUAAUUCUGCAGAACAUGGUUACAAGUUAGCAAAUUAAUUUGAUUUCAAAGAUUAAAGCCAACUUGAAAACUGUAACAUGAGAUAAACCAAUAAAAGGCACAAAGAGA
Messenger RNA from Nothobranchius furzeri (turquoise killifish), 2013 nucleotides. It is a transcript of the gene yif1b, whose product is annotated as Yip1 interacting factor homolog B (S. cerevisiae). NCBI's taxonomy places the organism in Eukaryota, Metazoa, Chordata, Actinopteri, Cyprinodontiformes, Nothobranchiidae. Gene Ontology annotation, biological process: endoplasmic reticulum to Golgi vesicle-mediated transport. The record is from RefSeq and is a predicted model, not a curated record. Gene Ontology annotation, cellular component: Golgi membrane; endoplasmic reticulum-Golgi intermediate compartment; COPII-coated ER to Golgi transport vesicle.